UUCAGUAUUCGUAUUGUGGUUGACAGUUAUUGCCAAGGGAGAGAGGGGAGAAGUGUGAGCUUAAAGUCCUGAAGUUGGAUUGCGUUAGAUUCAUUAAAAUGAAAUGCUCAGCAGCAUGAAGGGGAGGAAAAAGAAUAGUAGAUAAAAAUGGCAAAAAUGGAGGUGAAGACAUCUCUUCUUGACAAUAUGAUUGGGGUUGGAGAUAUGGUACUUCUAGAGCCCCUCACCGAGGACUCCUUCAUCAGUAACCUCAAACAACGUUUUGAUCACAGUGAGAUAUAUACUUACAUUGGUAGUGUGGUGAUAUCAAUAAAUCCAUACCGAUUGCUACCUAUUUAUUCACCAGAGAAAGUGGAAGAAUACAGAAACAGAAAUUUCUAUGAACUCCGACCACACAUUUUUGCCCUCUCAGAUGAAGCGUAUCGUUCUCUGAGAGACCAGGAUAAAGAUCAAUGUAUACUUAUAACUGGAGAGAGUGGAGCUGGAAAAACAGAGGCCAGCAAACUGGUCAUGUCUUACGUUGCAGCUGUUUGUGGCAAGGGAGCAGAGGUUAAUCAAGUAAAAGAACAGCUUUUACAGUCUAACCCAGUGCUUGAAGCUUUUGGAAAUGCCAAAACUGUAAGAAAUGAUAAUUCCUCAAGAUUUGGAAAAUACAUGGAUAUUGAGUUUGACUUCAAAGGUGACCCACUUGGAGGAGUUAUAAGCAACUAUUUGUUGGAAAAGUCCCGUGUUGUUAAACAACCGAGAGGUGAAAGAAAUUUUCACAUUUUCUAUCAGAUACUGUCUGGAGGAUCAGAAGAUCUGCUUAAAAAACUUAAACUCGAGAGAGAUUUCAGCCGAUACAACUACCUUAGCCUGGGCUCUGCGAUAGUCAAUGGAGUAGACGAUGCUGCAAACUUCAGAACAGUUAGAAAUGCCAUGCAGAUUGUGGGAUUCAUGGACCAUGAAACACAGUCAGUUUUUGAAGUUGUGGCAGCUGUCUUAAAACUGGGAAACAUUGAAUUCAAGCCUGAAUCUCGUGUGAAUGGUUUAGAUGAAAGCAAAAUCAAAGAUAAAAAUGAACUCAAAGAAAUAUGUGAGUUGACAGGAAUUGACCAGUCAGUACUGGAAAGAGCUUUCAGCUUUCGUACAGUUGAGGCCAAGCAGGAGAAAGUCUCUACAACCUUAAAUGUGGCUCAGGCUUACUACGCUCGGGAUGCUUUGGCAAAGAAUCUUUAUAGUAGAUUAUUUUCCUGGCUUGUUACCAGAAUCAAUGAGAGCAUUAAGGCACAGUCAAAAGUAAGGAAGAAAGUAAUGGGAGUUUUGGACAUCUACGGCUUUGAAAUAUUUGAGGAGAACAGUUUUGAGCAAUUCAUUAUUAACUACUGCAAUGAGAAGUUGCAGCAAAUCUUCAUUGAACUUACGCUAAAGGAAGAGCAGGAAGAGUACAUACGAGAGGGCAUUGAGUGGACCCAUAUUGAAUACUUCAACAAUGCUAUAAUCUGUGACCUCAUAGAAAAUAACCAGAAUGGAAUUCUUGCUAUGCUUGAUGAAGAAUGCCUAAGGCCAGGGGCUGUUACUGAUGAGACAUUCCUAGAGAAGCUGAACCAGGUCUGUGCUACUCACCAGCACUUUGAAAGCAGGAUGAGCAAAUGUGCACGUUUUUUGAAUGAUACUUCUCUGCCGCAUAGUUGCUUCAGAAUUCAACAUUAUGCUGGCAAGGUGAUGUACCAGGUAGAAGGAUUUGUUGACAAGAAUAAUGACCUGCUUUACCGUGAUCUGUCCCAAGCCAUGUGGAAGGCCAACCACUCCCUCAUUAAAGUCUUAUUCCCAGAAGGAAACCCUGCCAAGAUUAAUUUAAAGAGGCCCCCAACAGCAGGUUCACAAUUCAAGGCUUCUGUGGCAACCUUGAUGAAGAACCUGCAAACAAAAAAUCCCAAUUACAUCAGGUGCAUUAAGCCAAAUGAUAAAAAAGCAGCCCACAUUUUCAAUGAAGCACUAGUUUGUCAUCAGGUUCAUUAUUUGGGUUUGCUAGAAAAUGUCCGUGUUAGAAGGGCAGGAUAUGCAUUCAGGCAACUGUAUGAGCCUUGUCUAGAAAGAUAUAAAAUGCUUUGUAAACAGACGUGGCCACAAUGGAGAGGCCCUGCCAGAGCUGGUGUAGAAGUACUAUUUGGUCAGUUAGAAAUCCCUGAAGAAGAAUUUUCUCUGGGUAGAUCAAAAAUCUUCAUCCGCAAUCCAAGAACACUCUUCAAAUUGGAAGACCUUAGAAAACAGCGCCUUGAGGACUUGGCUACACUAAUUCAGAAGAUCUACAGAGGCUGGAAGUGCCGCACACAUUUCCUUCUCAUGAAGAAGAGCCAGGUUGUUGUGGCUGCCUGGUAUAGGAGAUAUGCUCAACAAAAGAAGUACCAACUAACCAAGAGUUCUGCUAUCAUAGUACAAUCUUACAUCAGAGGAUGGAAGGCCCGAAAACUUCUGCGUGAACUCAAGCACCAGAAGCGCUGUGAGGAAGCUGUCACAACUAUUACAGCAUAUUGGCACGGUGCUCAGGCGCGAAGGGAACUGAGGCGGCUGAAGGAGGAGGCUAGGAAUAAACUUGCUAUUGCUGUUAUUUGGGCUUGCUGGCUUGGAUUUAAGGCUCGAAGGGAGUUGAAACGCUUGAAGGAGGAGGCUAGGCGUAAGCAUGCUGUGGCAGUCAUUUGGGCUUACUGGCUUGGAUUAAAGGUCCGCAGGGAGUACAGGAAAUUCUUCCGAGCCAACGCAGGAAGGAAAAUUUAUGAAUUCAUACUUCAGAAAAUUAUACAAAAGUAUUUUUGGGAAAUGAAGAAUAAGAUGCCUUCCUUGUCACCAGUAGAUAAAAACUGGCCUGCAAGGCCUUAUCUCUUCUUGGAUUCAACUCAUAAGGAACUGAAGAGGAUAUUCCAUUUGUGGAGGUGUAAAAAGUACAGAGACCAGUUUACAGACCAGAAGAAGCUUGUUUAUGAAGAAAAACUGGAAGCUAGUGAACUUUUCAAGGACAAGAAAGCUUUAUAUCCAGCCAGUGUUGGGCAGCCUUUCCAAGGGGCUUACCUCGAAAUCAGCAAGAACCCCAAGUAUAAGAAACUGAAAGAUGCUGUGGAGGAAAAAAUUAUUAUUGCUGAAGUAGUAAACAAAAUUAAUAGAGCAAAUGGAAAGUGCAGUGCUAGGAUAUUCUUGCUCACAAAAAAUAAUGUCCUCCUUGCUGAUCAGAAAUCAGGACAAAUCAAAUCAGAGGUCCCUCUGGGGGAUGUCACCAAAGUAUCCAUGAGCUCUCAGAAUGAUGGCUUCUUUGCAGUGCAUCUCAAAGAGGGAUCCGGAGCAGCUGGAAAAGGGGAUUUCCUGUUCAGCAGUGAACAUCUUAUUGAAAUGGCCACCAAACUUUACCGCACUGCACUUAGCCAAACCAAGCAGAAGCUCAGCAUUGAAAUUUCUGAUGAGUUCCUGGUGCAGUUCAGACAAGACAAAGUCUGUGUGAAGUUUGUGCAGAGCAACCAGAAAAAUGGCAAUAUUCCCACUUGCAAGCGAAAAAACAACAGACUUCUUGAAGUUGCUGUUCCUUAAUUACACAUACACAUACUUUCUAAUCUUAAAUGGACCCAGUUCUUCAUAAUGGUGCAAUUUUAUCUGGUGGGGGGUGGGGGGAGGAUUUGGCGGGGAUGUGUUUGGCCAGUGGCCAACUGUUUUGGGAAUCCCUUUUGAAAAGACAUAAGUAACUUGUCGGCACUUGCUUUUGGCUUCAUAUGACAACUUAUGGUUGAUAUAUAUAGGCUUUGUCUACUGAAAGCAUAUUAUGAACAGGCAAUUUUAUCACAAUUUUCUUUGCUUAUUCUUUGUUCCUUAAUGAUGUGUAUUGCAAAUCUGUAUGCUUUUAUGCCAUUCUUCAUAUUUGUGGGAUUAGAAUCCUCCACCUCAGGCUACAUAGAUUGCCAGGAACAGAUUGCUUAACCAUGUUCAUUACACUUUCCCCCUCCUCAUCAUGAUCUCUGGCAAAGUGCAGUCCAAAGGGUUAACAGAGACUGAAGAGUCUGGCAAAAUUCUGGAACUUGAAGUAGUUACCUUUUUAAAUUGCAAGCAGCACCAUGCACUGUGUAAUUUGAGCAUUAAUGGAAUAUAGGGCAGGAAACCCUAAUUCUGCAAAGCAGAAGGAAUGUUUGACUGUAUAUGCAGCAGUUGCAUAUGUUUUUUUAUUAUUAUUAUUUGCAGUGGAAAAAAUACUAGCAUUUUGCCUCAGUUUUUUUAAUUGAUACUUUUAAUGACUUUAUAAGGUUAGGAAGCAGAAUGAGCCCAUUAAGGAAGCAAUACAUAUAUUCAACAGUCACAAGACCUAUAAAGCCCAAGGCAUAUUUUUAGCUCUUUGUGGGGGUUUUCCCUUUUCUCAUAAAAAUAAAAUAAACAGUUAAACUCCAUAACAUGCAUUUGGAAAGAGGCUAAGAUAUUUUAAACUACUAGUCAAAUGAAGGGAUAGAAUCUUUGUUUUCCUCAAACAUUGGUUAUAUGUGCUGUAUAAUGUGCAAUAAAGCAUUCAUACAACGUGUGAAAAGUAUUUAUAAUAACUUCUGUUGAUAAAAAGGAUGUUUAGGACAGCCUACAUAUACCUUGCUUUCAAGACUGUGUUAAUUUAGAAGGGAUUUGGUGGGGGGGAUGUAGGCUACUAUUACUUCAGUUUUAAAAAAAUCAUUUGGAGGGAUGAUGUACAUAAAUUUGAUAUUAAUGAUAAAUAAAUGUUCUAAUUCUGUUCUGUUUGGUACUCUUGUAUAACCAUAUUUUUGUAUUUCAACCAGUUUUAUAUAAGUUUGUGUGCCUGAUAUGUAAUGUGUACAGAAAAACACUUUACAAUCAAGAACUGCAUUCUCAAUGUCCAGAAUACAGAUUGCAAUUUAAAGCCUUGUAUAAACCAGGAGAAUUAGCCGAAAGCAUUGAUUUAUGGAGUGUCGUUUUCAAGUGUUUAGAUGGAAGUUAGUUUAAGGAGAUUGUCGAAUGUGACUGCUUGAUUUUGUUGAUGUAAGGAUGUUUUUAGAUCUAGUGUAGUCUCAGUCUGAUGCAAGAACUUGCCUUCGAGGAAAGGUUGCUGCACAAGAUGUGAAAUGCUAAAAAGCCCGAGUAUAAAUAAAGAAAAGCUUUGAAGUGCUUA
Molecule: messenger RNA, 5128 nt
Organism: Sceloporus undulatus (fence lizard)
Lineage: Eukaryota; Metazoa; Chordata; Lepidosauria; Squamata; Phrynosomatidae
Gene: MYO1B
Product: myosin IB
Exons: 31
Coding region: 148-3558 (1136 amino acids)
Biological process (GO): vesicle transport along actin filament; actin filament organization
Cellular component (GO): myosin complex; actin cytoskeleton; vesicle
Molecular function (GO): actin filament binding; ATP binding; microfilament motor activity
Source: RefSeq, a predicted model, not a curated record